Molecule: messenger RNA, 402 nt
Organism: Paramuricea clavata
Lineage: Eukaryota; Metazoa; Cnidaria; Anthozoa; Malacalcyonacea; Plexauridae
Source: the annotation of a GenBank genome assembly
AUGGUAGUCGCCAGUGACAAUUCGUGGGUCAUUCCAGACGUCAAAACGGACGAGCUUGCUGGUCACAAGAAGUUCCCAUUUGGCAGCAAGGAAUUGGAGAUCGUAGAGAAAAGCAUCGAUACUUGUUUCCUGAACGGAUUGUGCGAGCGGCGUAAGAAACCGAUCAGUAAAAUAUUCCGAGACGUAGUUUAUCAGCCAACUUUGGAAGACAUUAAAGAAGUGGACGGCGAAGAUUUGGCCGAAGUAGAGGACAAAUUUGACUUGACUUUGUCAGCCAUUCAUCGCGAAAGAGCUUUAAAUUCAGGCUGUUUUUCCAAGGACGAAAGUCGCAAGUAUCGCAAGAAAAAAUACAUGAAAUCACAGCACCCUAUCGAACGACGGCCAAGAUCGCAAACUGUUUAA